Molecule: messenger RNA, 1443 nt
Organism: Drechmeria coniospora
Lineage: Eukaryota; Fungi; Ascomycota; Sordariomycetes; Hypocreales; Ophiocordycipitaceae
Exons: 2
Coding region: 1-1443 (480 amino acids)
Source: RefSeq, a predicted model, not a curated record
AUGGGCGAGCCGGGAGCAACCGCCCCUCAUCCUGUCCUAGUCGAAGCGAAGCCGUCGAUUCGAUCCGUCGUCCAUUCCGCCGUCAGCCGUGCCACCAACGACGACGACGACGACGACGACGACGACCACCACCACCUCCACCACCCGCAUGCGACAAGUUCACCGCCUCGCCAGCUUACCCUCGAGCACGGAAACGGCGGCGGCGGCGACGACGACGGCGGCGUUGCGGUCGCCCAGUCGUGCCCCGACAUGCCUUCCGAGACGGUAACCGAGGUCGAGAUCGACACCGAAGCGAACCUGCGUCGUCUCCAGCAAGCCCUCCCCGCGCCCGCCCCCGCCGGCGGCUUGCACGCGAGCUGGACACGGCCUGCGCAAUGGAACGCCGGCUCUCUCCAGCGACCCCUCCCGGCAUCCGGCGCCGACGUCUUGCGAUCGAGCUGGAAACGACCUACGCAGUGCGACGCCGGCUCUGUCCAGCAACCCCUCCCGGCAUCCGGACCCGAGGCGUUGGAUGAUGCGAGCCGGAAACGACCUGCGCCGUGCGACGCCGGCUCUCUCCAGCAACCCUCCCGUGCAUCCGGCUCCGAUGUCUUGGAGGCGAGCCGGAGACGACCUAGGCAGUGGAACGCCGGUGCCGAGCCCGAGCCGGCCCUCCUCCGACAGCCUGCGGUUCCGACCGAGUCUCGAUCGUCAAUCCUCGCUCCUCAACCCGCACACGGGCCUCAAACGCCGCCGCAGCAGGCUCGACGUCGACGGCCCCAACACGGCCGCCCUGAGCUCCAAGAAGCGCCGACUCCAGCUGAACACGGCCACGAGCCUGCUCUCUCACCCGCACUCGCGCCCAGCCUCGUAUCGGAUUGGCGGCCAGCCCGCCGCGGGCGUCGCCACCAGGUCGUCGCCGAGGCUCGAUCCGACGGGUCGACGCCGGGGGAGGAACGCCUCCUCCUUCCUUCGCUUCUCCGUCCUGAACCAGAUGCGAAAGAGGCUCGGCAUCAAGGUACCCGCCGACCUCCCAAGCGAUGCCCAUCCUCGUCCCGCCUCUUCCUGUCUCGGCGACCUUGUCGAACCCCUCUGGCCGCCUCCGAGGCCGGAGUCGACGCUGGAGCCGGAAAGCGUCCCCCUACCCUGGCCUGCUCCUUCAAGCCGGCGAUUCCGGACGACGGAGAAGGCGGAACAUCCGUCUUCCGUUCGGACGAGACGCUUCGCAUCGCUGCUGCCGAGAGACCAGUUGACCUCCUUGAAGCGACUGCUUCUCCCACGACCGCCCCCGCUGCAUCUGCCCACGGUGGAAAGCAACGCCCCGUUUCGGCCCUUGGACCAACCUCACUGUCGGCAGCCGAUCAAGACCUAUGCCGAGCCUUGUCAAGAAAGCCUCCCCUUUCCGCAACGUCACGACGAACCCCUUGGCGACCUGCAGGAGGACUCGGAACAAAAUCGCCAUAA